Saccoglossus kowalevskii is the source of this 885-nucleotide messenger RNA. RefSeq lists its product as uncharacterized. The record is from RefSeq and is a predicted model, not a curated record. Lineage: Eukaryota; Metazoa; Hemichordata; Enteropneusta; Harrimaniidae.
AUGACAAUGAUUUUCAAAUCGUUAAACAUUCCCUUGGCAAUGCACAAGACUCUCGGGCCAGUACAAGAAAUUGAGUAUUUAGGACUCAUGAUUAAUUCUAAGGACAUGCUUGCCUACCUACCUGAUAACAAGAAAAUCAGAACUAUUGCUAAGAUUUCUGAAUUUUCUUCACAGAAAACAAUCACCAAACGACAAUUACUUUCUUUGCUGGGUCAUCUUAACUUCGCGGCUAGGGUGAUCCUGCCAGGAAGAUCAUUCAUCACUUAUAUGCUGAGACUAGCUUCCUCUGUAUCUAAGUUGCAUCACCACGUCACAUUGAAUAAAGCUUGCCGUUUAGAGUUGCAUAUGUGGGGGCUAUUUUUGGAAUCUUGGAAUGGUAUCCACUUAUUUCUGAACAGUGACAUAAUUAGUGCUUCUGACCUCCACAUUUUCACAGAUGCCUCAUCAACUAAAGGGUUUGGAGGUUAUUUCCAGGGACACUGGUUCUGUGAGGUUUGGCCUUCACAGUUGAUGAUAGAGCAACGAGAUGAUUGGUCAAUGGCAUUCCUCGAGUUGUAUCCCAUUGUUGUGGCUUCAAUGUUAUGGGGAAAGUUCUGGUCUCAGCAACGUAUUCGUUUUAACUGUGACAAUCAAGCCACAGUUCAAGUCAUCAAAAAGGGAAGGGCAUCAUCUCACUGUCAUGCUAUAAAUACUCUACUACGUCGACUGACACUGACCGCCAUGCAGCACAAUUUUAUUGUUCUUGCACAAUUCAUUCCGGGAAGACAGAACACUGUAGCUGAUGCAUUAUCUCGUUUCCAGUUUCAGGAAUUCAGGCACCUUGCACCAGAAGCACACAAGCACAAGACACCGUGUCCACCAUAUUACAAAGUAAUGCAGAUUUAG